Girardinichthys multiradiatus is the source of this 3798-nucleotide messenger RNA. It is a transcript of the gene pcdh2a4, whose product is annotated as protocadherin beta-13. Bases 1 to 3798 code for a protein of 1265 amino acids. The record is from RefSeq and is a predicted model, not a curated record. Gene Ontology annotation, cellular component: plasma membrane. NCBI's taxonomy places the organism in Eukaryota, Metazoa, Chordata, Actinopteri, Cyprinodontiformes, Goodeidae. Gene Ontology annotation, molecular function: calcium ion binding. The transcript is spliced from 2 exons. Gene Ontology annotation, biological process: homophilic cell-cell adhesion.
AUGAAUGACAACCACCCAGAAAUAUCCAUUAAAUCAUUUCAGAGUCCAGUCAGUGAGGACAUAGCGUUAAACACAGUGAUAGCUGUAGUUAGUGUCAGUGAUAAAGACUCAGGUGAUAAUGGAGUGGUUGAUCUUCAUAUUCCAGACAACAUGCAUUUCAAACUGAGGGAGUCCUCUGAUAACUAUUAUGAGUUAGUGGUGUCAGAGCCACUAGACCGAGAGAAGGUCCCAGAAUAUGAAAUCACUUUCACUGUGACAGACAGAGGGUCUCCUCCUUUAUCUGAUAAUGAAACUAUGACUUUGGAGCUGCUGGAUGUUAAUGAUAAUGUUCCACAGUUCCCCCAGUUAUUUAAUACUAUUCGUGUUAUGGAGAAUAACGCACCUGGAGCCUUGCUCAGCUCGCUUACUGCAUUUGACCCUGACCUCCAUGAAAACCAGUAUCUAGUUUAUUUCAUCAUAGAGAGGGAGAUUGCCAACACCUCCAUGUCCAUGCUGUUCUCCAUCAAUCCAGAGAACGGGAACCUUUACGCACUGAAAACCUUUGACUAUGAGAUUGAGAAGGAGUUUCUUUUUCACAUUGAGGCCAGAGACUCUGGUUCUCCUCCUCUCAGCAGUAACGUGACCGUUCACAUCAUCAUUGUGGACCAAAAUGACAACGCUCCAGUUAUUGUCUCUCCAUGGCGCGCUCAUGGCUCAGUGGUGGAGGAGAAGAUCCCCAGAUCCACUGAUAAAGGCUCCCUGGUGGCUAAAGUGAUCGCCAUAGACACAGACUCUGUGCACAACUCUCGGAUUACCUACCAGUUUCUGCAGGUGACUGAUGCUUCCUUGUUCAGUCUGGACCAAUACAACGGAGAGAUCCGGACUAUGAGGAUGUUCAGUUACAAAGACUCACGCCACCACAGACUGGUUGUUGUUGCCAAGGACAACGGGGAGCCUGCUCUCUCUGCUACAGUCACCAUCAAGCUGCUGACAGUGGAGACUGAUGUUAAGGCCUACUCUGACAUGACUGAGAUGCCUCUGGAAUAUGACAUCUUUUCAGACAUAAACCUGUAUCUGGUCAUCGGUCUGGGCUCGGUGUCAUUUCUCCUGCUCAUCACCAUACUGGUCACCAUCGUGCUGAAGUGUCAGAAACCCAAACCCAGCAAAGCUGCUCCUCCCAGCAGGAACAGCGUGAUCAGUGAGAGGAACUCCACCAUUGCAGACUCCACUCUGGUCUCCAACGAUGCCUACUGGUACAGUCUGUUUCUAGCAGAGACCAGGAAAGGAAAGCUGGUGGUUAGACAGCCUGUGCCAAAGGGCUCCAGAUACAUCGUGUCCAGCAUCCCGAGAGGGACAGGACUGUCAGAGACUAGUGACUCAGCAGCUUCUACUCUGCAGGGACCUAUGCAGAGGUACGUUCUGCUCUUUAUUUUUAAUACCUUCGUCCACAAGAUAUCGACGUCAGUGACUCAUUAUUCCAUACCAGAAGAGAUGAAAGAAGGAUCAAUUGUUGCCAAUCUUGCUUCAGAUCUUAGCCUGGACGUGACUACACUGAGUCGUAGAAAAAUGCGGGUUGAUAUCAUCGCUAAUAAGAAAUAUCUGGAUGUGAACAAAGAGACUGGCGAGCUGUAUAUUGUGGAAAGAAUUGACAGAGAACACAUUUGUCCCACAAAAUCAUCGGCCCCUUGCUAUUUACGAUUAGAAAUAAUCUUAGAAAAUCCAGUGCGUAUUUUUAAUAUAGAGGUAGAAAUUUUGGAUAUGAAUGACAACGCGCCACAGUUUCGAAGAGACGUCAUACAUUUAGAUAUAUCCGAGGCGACGCCUAAAGGAGAGAGAUUUUCCCUGAGUAACGCGGCUGAUCCUGACGUUGGAGCAAAUUCAUUAAACACGUAUGACCUGAGUGAAAGCGAACAUUUUAAUAUUGAGGUUCAAACGGGGAGAGACGGGUCGAAAUUCGCUGAUUUGAUUCUCAAAAAAACAUUAGAUCGGGAGAAGCAGGCUGUUCAUAGUUUAAUACUCACAGCUGUAGACGGAGGGAUACCUGCUCGAUCUGGCACGGCCAGUGUUAUUGUUCGUGUUUUAGACACAAACGAUAAUGCUCCCAUAUUCGAUGAACCCAGCGUUACUGUCAAAAUAUUUGAAAAUGAUCCCAUUGGAAGCCUAGUUAUCCGUGUCAAGGCAGCAGAUUUAGAUGAAGGCUCUAAUUCUGAUAUAACAUAUUCAUACAGUCUUUAUACAUCAGAGAGAACACAGCAAACAUUUAAUCUGAAUCCAACCACAGGGGAAAUUACUGUGAGAGGGAUGUUGAACUAUGAGGAUUUCAGGAUUUAUGACAUGGAAGUCAUAGCAACAGAUAAAGGAGCCAACAUUUUGUCAGGACAAUGUACUAUAAAGAUACUAGUUGAAGACAUGAAUGACAACCACCCAGAAAUAUCUAUUAAAUCAUUUCAGAGUCCAGUCAGUGAGGACAUAGCGUUAAACACAGUGAUAGCUGUAGUUAGUGUCAGUGAUAAAGACUCAGGUGAUAAUGGAGUGGUUGAUCUUCAUAUUCCAGACAACAUGCCUUUCAAACUGAGGGAGUCCUCUGAUAACUAUUAUGAGUUAGUGGUGUCAGAGCCACUAGACCGAGAGAAGGUCCCAGAAUAUGAAAUCACUUUCACUGUGACAGACAGAGGGUCUCCUCCUUUAUCUGAUAAUGAAACUAUGACUUUGGAGCUGCUGGAUGUUAAUGAUAAUGUUCCACAGUUCCCCCAGUUAUUUAAUACUAUACGUGUUAUGGAGAAUAAUGCACCUGGAGCCUUGCUCAGCUCGCUUACUGCAUUUGACCCUGACCUCCAUGAAAACCAGUAUCUAGUUUAUUUCAUCAUAGAGAGGGAGAUUGCCAACACCUCCAUGUCCAUGCUGUUCUCCAUCAAUCCAGAGAACGGGAACCUUUACGCACUGAAAACCUUUGACUAUGAGAUUGAGAAGGAGUUUCUUUUCCACAUUGAGGCCAGAGACUCUGGUUCUCCUCCUCUCAGCAGUAACGUGACCGUUCACAUCAUCAUUGUGGACCAAAAUGACAACGCUCCAGUUAUUGUCUCUCCAUGGCGCGCUCAUGGCUCAGUGGUGGAGGAGAAGAUCCCCAGAUCCACUGAUAAAGGCUCCCUGGUGGCUAAAGUGAUCGCCAUAGACACAGACUCUGUGCACAACUCUCGGAUUACCUACCAGUUUCUGCAGGUGACUGAUGCUUCCUUGUUCAGUCUGGACCAAUACAACGGAGAGAUCCGGACUAUGAGGAUGUUCAGUUACAAAGACUCACGCCACCACAGACUGGUUGUUGUUGCCAAGGACAACGGGGAGCCUGCUCUCUCUGCUACAGUCACCAUCAAGCUGCUGACAGUGGAGACUGAUGUUAAGGCCUACUCUGACAUGACUGAGAUGCCUCUGGAAUAUGACAUAUUUUCAGACAUAAACCUGUAUCUGGUCAUCGGUCUGGGCUCGGUGUCAUUUCUCCUGCUCAUCACCAUACUGGUCACCAUCGUGCUGAAGUGUCAGAAACCCAAACCCAGCAAAGCUGCUCCUCCCAGCAGGAACAGCGUGAUCAGUGAGAGGAACUCCACCAUUGCAGACUCCACUCUGGUCUCCAACGAUGCCUACUGGUACAGUCUGUUUCUAGCAGAGACCAGGAAAGGAAAGCUGGUGGUUAGACAACCUGUGCCAAAGGGCUCCAGAUACAUCGUGUCCAGCAUCCCGAGAGGGACAGGACUGUCAGAGACUAGUGACUCAGCAGCUUCUACUCUGCAGGUAGGAGUUUUGUGUUCUCGCUGUGUGGCUUAA